CACGCUGGAAAGAAAGAAAAACCCUCCGACAACGUCACCUCCCACUAUUUCCACGACUAACACGAAGCCGCUGAAUGUUGCCACAACGACCAUCAAGCCGCUGAAUGUUGCCACAAGAACCGCUAUGCCACAGAAUGUUGCCACAAAAACACAACAAUAUUUGAUGAAUGACGAUGAUUCUCAGAGGUAUCUUCUAUCAACACGUUCAAACAGCAAAUUUGCCACGACUUCAAAACCAUACUAUUCAGUAACAGCUUUUAGGACGAAUGAGGUUACAGAAAAAAUACCUCUUAAUUCCACACUAAUUGAUACAGAUCAAACAGUAUCAACAUCGUCGCUCUCAAUUCAUGUCCGCGAUCGAGAAAAACUUUUGAGCGUAAUCAAACUUUUUGAACGUUACUCCAGCCUCAGAAACACGACAUUGAUACCCCCUAUCGAUUAUCAAAGUUCGGAAUUGGAUAAAUAUCUUCCUCUUAGUUUUCAAAGUUCAUUUUCAACAAAAAAUCCAUCACUCCGUCCCACCAAAAUCCCUCUCGCUGCUCUGAGUACGACAAUUCCUGACACUAGAGUUAACAAACCAACCCCAGCAGCGUCUCUGCUCCAAAAUAUCCCCUUCAUUACCUCCACCCGCCUCACUCCUGGUAUCCUUAUAGCCUUCGCAGACUUUAUCAACGACAUUGGCCAAGCCAUCAGCAAUUUACUGAGUUCGCUGGCUGAUGCGUACGCUAACAACCCGGUGCUGACGAUCCUGACUUUAACAGCUUUGGCUUUCUUUUUAUUCAAUUCCUUGAUCAACUACUUUUGGUUUGGUUGGUUUGGAAAGAAACGCUACCGAGGAUGGCACGGCUAUAAGGGAUACCACAAGCGAAUGGAUCGUGUAAAUGAUACCUCUGACUUGGACGACGCUAAUAAACUUCAGAAGAUACUCGACAUCAUUGAUGAAUAUGAACUGAAGUACGGCGAGAAGAUUUUCAUUUGACUUCGAAGAAAAACAUAGCAAAUCGAUUUAAAUAAGAAGUAAAUUUUCUCCACACACACACAUAUGACAUAACCAUUGCAUCGCUACGGUUUUCUGAAUAGUUUUAAAACGUUUGUUACAAUUUAAGGAAGCGGUAGUAUAUUACUCGUAAAGCUAUUUUGCUACACAUUAUAGACGGUAUUGCAAGAGAGAUAAUCUAAUCUGAUAAUUAUUGUAAUCUCACGCUACAUUCGCUCAAACUCAACAACAAAAAAUAUUUCAUUAAAUAAUUCAGCAGAGAUCAAUGCUCCAAAAGAGAAUAGAUUUGGAUAUUAAAAAUUUAGUUUCGCUAACAUGACCAAUAUUUUAGUGUGUUAUUGAGAGGAAACCUUUGUUUCGUGUAUUGUGUUCAACGACGUACGUGGAGUCACAUCAAAAUUAACGUGUAUCAGCUGGGAGGCUUAGGGAAGAUGUACUAUGCAGCUGGUAUAAGGAUUCCAAAGUGUGCUAGUGUCGCGAGUCCAAAAAUUUCUAAGAUUAUCAAAACCUAACUUUGGAAAUAGUUAAAAAAAACAACCUCGUACGCAAUUAAUCUGAGAAAAAUGCUGUGAACAAUUUAACGUUUGUACAAGUUACUACCGAAGCGUCGGC
Messenger RNA from Hyalella azteca, 1609 nucleotides. RefSeq lists its product as uncharacterized. NCBI's taxonomy places the organism in Eukaryota, Metazoa, Arthropoda, Malacostraca, Amphipoda, Hyalellidae. Bases 125 to 979 code for a protein of 284 amino acids. The transcript has 2 exons. The record is from RefSeq and is a predicted model, not a curated record.